Molecule: messenger RNA, 886 nt
Organism: Cuscuta campestris
Lineage: Eukaryota; Viridiplantae; Streptophyta; Magnoliopsida; Solanales; Convolvulaceae
Source: the annotation of a GenBank genome assembly
AUACCCAAGUCCCACAAACACUACACUCCACUUUUAUUUCAUUCCAUCAAGGCAUAUCAUAUUAAGUCAUAUUUUGGUGAUUUGAUUAAGGAACAAAGCUUGUAAUUUCCCCCUUUCCCUUGUUAUUUAUUUCGGCCAUAGGCCUCAUUUGAAAACAGAUUGUAUUCUUCAUUUCAAGAUAGAAAUACACUGGUUGUAUUCUGUUUUCAAAUCCUAAUUUCUAUAUCUUAAGUCACCAAUAAUCGAUUUUCAUAUUUGUGUAAAUCGACUAUCAACCCCUUCAGAAACUCUCCACCAAAUCCUUUGAGAAACUGAACCCUUCCAUAAUCGAUUAUCUCUUUAGAAGAGGUCCGGUGGGGGAAGAUGGCGGUCGAGACACUGGCGGCGGCGGGUGGAGACACUGGCGGCGGCGUCGAGGAGGAAGGGAGACACUGGCGGCGAGGGGACUGGCGGUCGAAGGCGAGGCGAGGAGGGAGACACUGGCGGCGCGGUCGACGGCGAGGCGAGGAGGACGAGGGCCGCGGCGUCAACGAAGCGUGCGACGGCGGCGGGCGGUCAAGGAAAGCCGCGGAGGAGAUGCGUUGGUCGAAGUUGGGUGAACGGAAGAUGGCUGGGCUUACAGAUUUCGUCUACAGAUUGAAAAGAUGACAACCCUAUUUUAAUUAAUUAUUUGAGUCCCUAAAUAUUUGCCACAUUUGUAUUCCCGAUUUAAAAUAUCAAAAUUUUUUCAAUUCAUUUUAUUUACAUAUUGGUAUAGAAAUAAAAAAUAAAAUUUACAUAUCAAAAAACUACAUGAAAAGUUCUUUGAAAUAAGAGGUGUCAAAAAUAUUUUAUUUUAUUAAAUAACCAAUGAAAACGUAGAAAUAAAUAAAAGUUUCUAUGUCUG